Micropterus salmoides (largemouth bass) is the source of this 9442-nucleotide messenger RNA. It is a transcript of the gene itgav, whose product is annotated as integrin, alpha V. Gene Ontology annotation, cellular component: external side of plasma membrane; integrin complex. The record is from RefSeq and is a predicted model, not a curated record. Gene Ontology annotation, molecular function: integrin binding. NCBI's taxonomy places the organism in Eukaryota, Metazoa, Chordata, Actinopteri, Centrarchiformes, Centrarchidae. Gene Ontology annotation, biological process: cell-matrix adhesion; angiogenesis; cell-cell adhesion. The transcript is spliced from 32 exons.
GACGCAGCUUGACUCGGGUCCAGCAGGUUGGGACCAGCCCGGGACUGCAGCCUCCCCCCAGUCUCGGCCUCUCCCCCGGUCUGAUAGUUCCCGUGUUCCUCCUGCGUUCAUCGACUAAAACAAGCCAACAGAACCGGACUGAACCCGGGACCCGCUCGGCUUCCCACCAAACCGGAAGCAGGGUUUAUUUAGUAAACAAACGGCUCGCUUCGCGGUUAUGGGGCGAAGACUGGCGUUUUAAAUCCGUUUGAAGCGACUCUGUGGGCGGACACACAGGACCCGGGACGCUAGCUAACUCCCAGGCAUCUUCUCCUGGUCUCAUCGGUUAGUCCGCCGCAGCCAUGGCAGCAGGACGGACGGGUCUGGGUCUGCUGGUCCUGGUCGGGUUGAGCUUCCACCGCGGCGGCUCCUUCAACCUGGACGUGGACAAACCGCUGGUGUACUCCGGAGAGGAGGGCAGCUACUUCGGCUUCUCGGUGGACUUCUUCAAGCCGAACGACCAAAAGUCCGAUGUUCUGAUCGGAGCUCCCCGGGCCAACACCUCCGGCAGCAUUGUGGAGAGGGGAGCGGUGUACAGCUGCCCCUGGAAGAGCUCCUCAGCCUGCCAGCAGCUGCUGUUUGACAGCUCAGGUGACCGGACGAAUACAGAAGGAGCUCAGAUGGAGUUUAAAUCCAAGCAGUGGUUCGGUGCCUCGGUACGAUCUAAUGGAGAACACAUCCUGGCCUGCGCCCCCCUGUACCAGUGGUCCACCUUCGGCGUCUCUGAGCGAGAGCCGGUGGGAACCUGUUUCCUGAAGAAGGGGGACACCGUGGUCGAGUACUCGCCCUGCAGAUCAAGUGCCAACUCACCAGAGGGGCAGGGCUUCUGCCAGGCGGGCUUCAGUGCCGACUUCCUGAAGAAGGGCAACAGAGUGGUGGUGGGAGGACCUGGCAGCUUCUACUGGCAGGGUGAGUGUGCUGUUCUAGUCUCACAGCAGGUUUAAAGAGGAAGGAACGGAGCAUGCUCAGUCCUUUAUCGCCCCGUACGCAAACACCUCGCCACCAGGUCAGCCAGCGCUCAGUACGACGACAGCUACCUAGGAUACUCUGUGACAGUCGCAGACUUCAACGGUGACGGAAAGGAAGAUUAUGUGACUGGAGUACCUCGCGGGGAGAAGGCUCUGGGUUACGUGAACAUCUUCAACGGCCUCAACAUGCAGUCCAUGGUCAACUUCACAGGAACGCAGAUGGCUGCCUACUUUGGACAUUCGGUGGCUGUGACUGAUAUUAAUAAAGAUGGUUUGAUAGAUCUGCUGGUCGGAGCGCCGCUCUUCAUGGACCGAGGGUCGGAUGGAAAGCUGAGGGAGGUGGGACAGGUGUCGGUGUACCUGGGCCGUGGUGGAUUUUCCUUCCAGCCUCCUCAGCUGCUCACAGGGUCCGAGGUUUACGCCAGGUACGGCUCUGCCAUCACAGCGCUGGGAGACCUGGAUAAGGACGGCUACAACGAUGUGGCCAUCUCUGCUCCUUAUGGAGGCACCGGCCAUCUGGGCGUGGUCUACAUCCACAACGGCCGCGCUCGAGGGCCCGACCCCACUCCUUCCCAGGUCCUGCGGGGCAAAUGGGCGUCCUCCUACAUGCCUGCUAGCUUUGGAUACUCCAUUACUGGAAACACUGACAUAGACCAGAACGGAUAUCCAGAUUUAAUAGUGGGAGUGUUUGGAGCAGACAAAGCUGUUUUAUACAGAGCUCGACCAGUCAUCAGUGUGAACGCCACGUUAGACAUCACGCCUCAGAUCAUCAACCCAGAGGAGAAGACCUGCACACUUCCUGGAACAACCACUCAUGUGUCCUGUUUUACGGUGAAGUACUGUCUGAAGGCCAGCGGCACCGGAGCUCCGGCUUUUCUCGAUUUCCGUGUGGACCUGACGUUGGACCGCCUGAAGCAGAAGGAGGCGACUAAACGCGUCCUCUUCCUGCACAGUCGGACCUUUCAGUACUCAAAGAACAUGGCGGUGUCCAACAGCAAAACCCCGACCUGCGAGGAGCAGUCCGUCUUCCUGCGGGACGACCGUGAGUUUCGGGAUAAGAUCACUCCCAUCUCCGUGGCCAUGGAGUACAGUCUGGACUACCAGCGGGCUGCAGACCCAACCGGACUGCUGCCCAUCCUCGACAUAUCGGCCCCGACCGACGUCACCAAGCAGGCUCACAUCCUGCUGGACUGUGGAGAGGACAACAUCUGUAAACCGGACCUGAAGCUGUCGGUGAAGAGCGACCGGGAGCAGAUCUACAUCGGCGACGAGAACGCUCUGACUCUGGAGAUCAGCGCUGAGAAUCAGGGAGAGGGAGCCUACGAGGCCGAACUCCACGUCUACCCUCCACAGCAGGCCGACUUCACCGGCGCCGUCCGCAGUCAGACCCUCAGCAGGCUGUCCUGCGCUUACAAGAAGGAGAACCAGACCAAGAUGGUGGUGUGCGACCUGGGAAACCCCAUGAAGGGAGGAACCAAGGUGCUGGCAGAGCUGCAGUUCAGCGUGCACCAGCUGUCGGAGGAGGACACCUCAGUCCGGUUCGACCUGCAGAUAGUCAGCUCUAACCAGUUCAACAACACCAGCCCUCGAGUGUCCAGCACCACCAAACUGGCUGUCCUCGCCAAAGUCUCCAUCAGAGGGUCGUCGUCUCCCAGCCAGGUGCUGCUCCCCAUCGCCAACUGGGUGGUGAAACAGCCUCCUGUGGUCGGAGACGACAUCGGACCGCAGAUACUUCAGGUCUACGAGCUGCAGAACAACGGGCCCAGUACGUUCAGUAAGGCGGCGCUGGAGGUGCUCUGGCCGUACCAGUACAAGAACGGCUCGCUGCUCUACAUCACCAGCUUCGAAACCGAGGGACCAAUCAACUGCACCACGGACAUGGAGAUCAACCCGCUCAACGUCUCGAACCCGAUGGCCCCGGCGAAGAACACCAGCGGGGUUCCACCCAGAGAACACGAGGGACGGAACAAAAACCACAUCCGCAAGAGAGACCUGGAGUCGAGAGACACGCAGAGCGACCUGCAGACACUGGACUGCACCACAGCAAAGUGUCUGCACCUGAAAUGUCAGGUCGGUCGUCUGGAGAGGACGAAGAACGCCAUCCUCUUCAUCUACUCCAGACUGGACGUCAACAACUUCCUCCAGCCGGAGAAUCAGAAUCUUUCAUAUAUGGUUCGAUCUACGGCCUCCUUCACUGUCAUCGAGAUGCCGUACAAGAACCUGCCGUCGGAUCUCCCGUCCAACACCACCGCUGUGAGCGUGUCGGUGAUGUGGGUGGCCGACGCUCCUCAGCCGGUUCCCGGCUGGGUGGUGGCUCUGGCUGUGCUGGCGGGACUGCUGCUGCUGGCGCUGCUCAUCUUCAUCAUGUACAAGCUGGGAUUCUUCAACCGGGUCCGCCCCCCCCAGGAGGACUGCACUGAGAAGGAGCAGCUGCAGCCGGAGGAGAACGGCAACACUGACACCUAGAGGCCGAGCUCUGCCUGUACAGAAAGCUUUGGGGUUAAACGGCCGUUUAGAGAAAGUCACUGUUUUCACUGUUGGAUGCAGAUCAUGGUACUGGAUGUGUUUUUUUGUUUUUGUUUUAACUGGUCAUGUUAUGUUUGUGCCAAAAGAGAAGCUCCGCCUGAGUUACACUGGUCACAGAUGGAAGUCUUUAACAUUUUAACAUUAGUUAAACUUUGGGAAAUCCUCUCUGAGAGUCACAUGUUCAGUCUGGUGCCACGCUCAUGACGUAAAGAUAGAGACGUAGAGAUAGAGAGAAGAUCGUUCGUCUGCACCAGAGCUUUGGGAGUUUGGCCUGAUAUUUAAUUUGCACUUUUUUUUGUGUCCAAACCCCAAACGAUUGAUGAACUGUUGACACUUAUUGCCCAGAAAAAGUCCAGAACUGCUGAUAAAGUCAUUUCUUGGAUCAAACACUGUUUUCUGAGAGACUUUUGUACAGAACAGGGAGGUGAUCCUCUCUGGGUUUCACUACGGGGGAGGAAGAUCUGGACUCGCAGGGUUAAGUCUCUUUUAUACUUCUGCGUCGAGUCGGUGGCAUGGCCAACGUGCAGCCCCGUCCCCUCCUCCAGAGCCUGACGUGCACCUCCUCAAAAAUGUAACUACACGUCGGGGCAACGCGGACCAUAAGAACUGUGAUUGGUCGGCUGGGUAGCCACGCAGUGCCUCAGAGCCGACAGGAAGUGCUCCGUGCUUUGGAGGAAAUUUUAGUAGCGGCCGGUCCAGCGGCUAUAACACGGUGGAUCAAUAUAUUUGAGCGCCACACCCCGAGCGACAUGACUCGUUUCACCAUCGGACUGUGAUCCAUUCGGUCGAUAACAUUUGGCCACACCAGCCGCACCUAUACAGUUUUACAAACAUCAACACAGUGGACGCUGUAGCGCCACCGCCAACUAGCGUUCUGCGGUGUAAUUGCAGAACGACACAGACGCAGAGGGAUAAAUAAGGCUUAAGCCUGUGUUGAGUCUAUGCCGUAGCCUUCAGCCCACGCAUUUAUACUUGUGCGUUGGUGUCUGAGUCAUUCUGCAAUUACACCGCCAAACGCUAGUUGGCGGUGGCGCUACAGCGUUAUAUCUUCCUGUUUAGCCCUCCGCUAACUCGAAUGGGAGUAAAAUAAUCAUUGUGCAGCUCUUCUAGACUUUCCAAAUGUUAUCGGACCGGAUGCGUGAAAUUCUGGCAGUGAAGUGAGUCCUGUCGAGAGGGCAAGGUUACUGUCGUUAACUAAAACUAAUGAAAUAACUAAAACUAGGUGUGAAAAAACAUUUUUGUUACCUGAAAUAAAAUAAAAACAAGCCUUUGGGAAAAAAACAAUUACUGAAACGUUACCAUCUGUUUGAAAAACUCGCCGAAAUAAACGUCUUUUUAUGUCACAGAGCCGACGUGAGCCGAGUUUUUUUUGGUGGAUAUGAAAUCCAGUCUCUUUUUUAGUCCACGCAGAAAGUCUAAAACUAACUAAACUAAAACUGAGCAUUUUCAAAAAAUAAACUAAACUGGCAAACCUGCUUGAAAGACUAAUUCAAAUUAACUGAAAGUCAAAACGAAACAAAAAUAAAAACCUAAUCAUAGAGAAACUAUAAAAAACUUGCUCUGCGAUUGUGACGCUCACAAAUAUUGAUCUUGUUAUAGCCGCUGGUUUGGCCGCUACUAAAAUUGGCUUCAAAGCACAGAGCACUUCCUGUUUGCUUGGAGAAAAUGCCGCCAAGCCGACCAAUCGCACUUCUGCGUCGCCCUGACGUGUAGUUACAUUUUUGGGCAGGUGCAGUCAGGCUGCGACGUAGCUUCAACGCAGAAGUAUAAAUGUGGCUUUAGCUUCCACACUGCGUUGGCUGCUCCUCCCAGACUCCACGUGAAACACUGAAAACACCCAAAAACAAACAAACAGUUUAAAAAUCUCGACUCGAUUUAUCAAAAUGAGCCAAAAAACAGUGAAAUAUUUUGCUUAUGAACGAGUGAUUAAUGUGUGCGUCUGAAUAAGGCUGAUGAGCCGCAUUCAGGUGUCUGUUCCUGGAUACAGGUGGUGUAGUCUGAUAUGGGGUGUUAUUAUAUAUUGACCCUGAUAAAGUUUUCCUGCUCUGUGGGUGUGGGUCGUCACUGCUCAGCUUCGGGAAGCUGCUUUGGUGAUUUUCAGUAAUUUGUUUGUGUCCCGUUCAUUUCAGCUCCAUCAAACUAAACAAUGCUCAGGUGGAAAAUCAGUGCAAGUGAUGAGUUCUUGUGUUGGAAAGACGUUAAGCUAACGUUAGCAGCUCUGUCCGGAUCUUUUUAUUAACUCUACCUGUCAGACGUUUUAGAACAGCCGCCAUGUUUGUAGUUCUUCUGUAAAUGUGAGCAGCUAAAGUUCAGUGAAAAACCUUAAAUAGAACCAAAGUCAGCAGCAAAAGUUAAAACAACAUUUACGCCAUCAAAACAAGACAUUUUCAGAUCUAAAUUUAACAACUAAAUGAAGAUGUUUUGUUCAUUAUGUCACGGUAGGAUCAACUGAUGACCAGCGUCUCUGUCUUCCCUCAUUAAUAUUAUAUAUAAUAGAUGUAAUUUGAAUUAACAGGCUGCUCCAAGGUGUUUACUGUAGACAUGAGUUUACUUUCCUUCCACUGCUGCAGAAUAACUGGAAGUUAUUAACUCAUUACUUCUAAAUCUCUGAAAUUUACAUUAUUUCUCAGUUUUUCUGACCUGAACAUUGUCUUUACCUUCUUUUGGUUAUUCUGCUGCUAAAACUAAAACUUCUGUCCUGUAGUGUAAAUCUGAGACAGAUACGGCCGCCAAACACGUCAGUUUGAGAAAACAUGUUUUCAGGUCAGACGUCACAAAACGCUUCACAGUGGAAGGAGACACGAUAUCGAAAUAACAGAAUUGAGAUUAAAAACAAAUAAGUAAAACUAGAAUCUAAGCAGGUGUGUCGUCACAUCUCAUGUUUGAGGCAGCUCCACGUUACAGCUGAGAACAAGCUGUUAAUGUAAUAAUCAGUUCACCGGGACUAACUCGCUCUCCACUGCAGUACAGUGCUGCCUCUUUGUUAGCAUUAGCUUCAGUCUGUUUAGCAUCGAGUGUUUAUUCAAGAUCACAUUUACAACAUUCUCGAAAUCUGUCGGCGUUGUCGUUUUAAACUGUUAGAAAGAUGGACUGGCGUAGCAGCAGGAACUAAAGAGGGCGGGGCUUAACGAGCAGUUGCACUGAGGCGCCUUUGCUCUUCCACAUGUUUGAUUUUUGUAAUUUUAAAAAAAAAUAGUAUUUGUCGUCAGAUUUCAGAGUCGUUUCCGGCAGCGAAAAUGCAACAUGGUCUGAAAGCAGCAGGUUUAUGUUUCGUGUGUGUGUGAAUAUAUAUAUAUAAAAAACAAGAUAAAAAAGACGUUGCUAUGAAUUUUACCCAUAUUGGGUUUGUGUCAUCAAAUAAUGUUGAAGGUUGGCGAUUAUUCUAAAAGUCUAUUAAUCCAGUAAAUGGUGAAAUAACUUUGGCUUCUUAUCUGCUGCUUCCCUGUUUGAAGAUCCUGCGCUGCCGCCGCCGCCGCCACCAGAAGUCACCGUUAGCAGGCUCCUGGUUUCUGGGUUUAGGGAUGCUCUGAUGCUGUUUUCACAGAAUCACUCCUGUCCUCUCACGCCGACUCGUUCACAAGUAGCUCAGCUGCUCGCAGUGUGAACGUGUUGAAGGAACACGUCGAAUCACUUUCCUGCUGAGAGUCAGAUAUUCAGAUUUAAACCACUCUCUUGGCUGUUCGCUAAAUAUGAAGCUACAGCCAGUUAGCUUAGCCGAAGUCCCGCCACUCGGCAGCCAUCCUGGUAACGGCUCCUGGUGGUUAUUUGGGACCAACUUCAUUUACAGCUCUGUCCAGAUACUAAACAGUACAUAUUCAGAAUAUAAGAUAACACACGGGACAUGUUUGGGGUCCCUGUAAAAUAAUUACCUCCCUUGGUAAUCCGGCAUCUGCUCAUGUUAGCUUAGAAACUGCGACCCUGAACACGUUAUAUCUUGUUUUAUCUGUAAAAACAAACCUAAAGGACAGAUUAAGUUUGUUUGUCGAUGCCUCCCAGAACAACAAAUACGAGCGUUUCUUGUACCAGUUCAGCGACUGGACUUUCAUUAUUAUUAUUAUUAUUAUUGUAGUCACAUGACAUCAAACGCAUGGUUAAUGUUGUGAAACACUCGCAGUUUGGUUAGGUUUAGGAAAGCUUUGUGGUUUGGUUUAAAGUAAGUUCAUUACAUAACUCAGAAUUUGACAGAAUUUAAAAAAUGGUAUUUAACUUAAAAUUCACUUUAGAGAACAUAAGCCCCGCCCCUUCCGGUGGACCACCAUGGGACCUUACUUCGGAAAAAAUAAGUACGUUAUUCAACGGCAAAAGACAACUAAUUGUUUCAUCCCGUUUGAAUUGUGCUCCGAAUUACACACGAUUGUUUGUCAGUUUAAAAUGUAUAUUUCAAAGUCAAAAAAGUCGCAGUUUGAUGUAAAACUGUUGAAGUAUAAGACUGAAAAUACAUAAUUACAAAGACCCCAAACCCAAAAGUUGCAUAUGUCACGUCAUAACCUUUUCUCUCCAUGACUGAAGCUAACGUUUCUGAAGCUAACGUUUCUGAAGCUAACGUUACUGAAGCUAACGUCAAAGAACUGACAGGAUGAUGUGAUAAAAGGACCAAGAGUCGUUGGAUCAGGUGAGAUAUUUCUGCGUGUAACAUGGUUAUUUAGCUAGCAGCAACCAAGCAAUAAACGUUAGCUUAACAUUACCGCGCUAACAUGUUGGUGACGUAUAUUGUGCAAGACGAGAAAUGUAGUUCAUUGAACCGUUUUCACACAAAACAACGUGUAACUUUACUGUCUAAUGAAAAACUGCAGCUUUCUUAACAACAAAAUUAUCUUUUAAAUUGACAAACAACGUGUGUAAUUCAAAAAUAAGAUGUCUCUCACCGCUGACAUACAUACGUACAUAUUUUUCCCGAAAUAAGGUCCCAUGGACUUGGGCGCUCUAUACCUCAACAGUUACUUGGUUUUACACGGGACUUGAAAGUCGUUCUCCUGUGUGAAAGUCCUGGAUUUUACCCGUCCACCUCCUUAUGCGGACUUUCUCACUAAUAAUACAUCACCAGACUGCUAUAGGUCGCUGCAAUAAAAAACAUAAUUAUGGGUCCUGAAAUACUAAAUACAUUCAUCCCAUGUGGUCGUGGUCGUUAUGCUAAGCUAAGCUAACCAUGUGCUGAUAGAGCUUCAUAUUAAAGAGUUUUGAUAUUCUAAUUUGACUCUCAGCAAGAAAGUGAGAGUUUUUCCCAAAAUGUUAAUUAUUCCUUUAAAGGCCCUGAAAACUUUCUCUAUAGCAGCAAAGUUUAAAACAAACACUUUUAGCUGUUAUUUAUUUUAAAUAUUUAGUUUAACUCUCAGUAGCUCAGCUCAGCUGUGUGGGAGAGAUUUGAUCAGAUUUGUGGCCCUGAGACAUUUUUUAAGGGUCUGCUGCGUUUAUGAAAGGUGAUAAAGGAGAACUGGUCUCAGGAGCAUCUGUGCGUCCCGACUCUGUUUUUAUAAAGAUAUUUCUGAAGACGUCGGAGUUUGAACUGGCAGAGAGCUUUUCCCUCGUCUGCAGGGUUCAGCAGGACCGACGUCAAUUCACUUUCAACGCAGUCACCACCAAAAAUAUUCAACAAAAGAAGCGAUUUAUUAAACAUUCGUGGUAACUUCUCAGGACAGCUGUUAAACUUUGAACAGGAACAGUUAAAGAAAAGGUUUGGGAAAGUCUCUGAAAUAAAAUCAGACAGAGCUAAUCAGUGAUUUGAAGUCGGUCCUGCUGGUGUGUGUCUGUUUUAUAUUUAAUACUAACACUGUCUCUUUCUUUCUGCCUCGAGAAAAUAUGGACUAUUUUUGAUGUAUGUAUUCUUUCACCUAGAGAAUAACAAUCAACACAUUUCUUAAAGAGAUGAUUUCACCUUUUGAGCUGAAAUAAACUGAUUUGUUCACAUUUUA